GAUGCUUUCUGGUCCCUUCUGACCCCCUUGUUGUGUGUGAACAGACGGUUCACACACACAGGCUGUAAGGGUGUAAAUGCCUGCAGCACAAUCCUCCGCUACACUUUAGAGUUAAAUAUAAACGUCGUAAAUAUAGUGCUACUGUUUUUUUUAUUUGAUGUCAAAGCUUUGCUAAAUUACUUCCUGGCACAAUAAAAAACACUUAGAUUUUUUUCUGGAAUUUUACGUCUAUUCUUUUAGUUUAAUUUUUUUUUAAAAAAUAUAUAAUUAUGUUACAAAUAACUUUACUUUUAUUAAGUAACGGAGAGAAAGUAGAUAAUAAUUCCUUAGAUCACAAUUUUUUUGGGGAAAAACUUUUUCUUUUCCUUUUUUCUUUUGCACCAGUUAUAAAACUUUAAAUUGUAUGUAGAUUUUUUUUAAAGUCAUUGAGCAGCAGGGUGCAGUGUUGUUUAGUAAUGAAUGUGUCAUUUGAUAAUUGAAUCGAAGUUGUCCUUAUACUCUUUCCACUGUGUCCCAUAAUAAAACAUAAGACACAGCUACUUUAAAUCUGCAUUGAUCUGUUUUUUUUCCAAAAACAAAAUCACGGAACUGUGGGCGACAACCGGCCGAGGUUUCCCCCCCACAACCAUGGACUACGAGAACUACAGCUAUGUCGAGUUGGUCGAGUACGGAGACGUGGAGGAGACCCACGCCGCGACCCCGACCCUCCAGACGGAGACGCUGCACCUCGUCUCCGUGGUGAUCUACAGCAUCUCCUUCGUGCUGGGGCUGGCUGGCAACGGCGUGGUCAUCUGGGUGACGGCGUGUAAGAGCAAGCGGACUAAGAACAGCCUGUGGCUGCUCAACCUGGCCGUGGCCGACUUUGUGUUCGUGCUCUUCCUGCCCUUCUCCAUCGACUACGUGCUGAAGGACUUCCACUGGGAGUACGGCCGGGUCCUGUGCAAGCUCAACUCCUUCGUGGCCGUCAUGAACAUGUACGCCAGCGUGCUGUUCCUCACCCUGCUCAGCGUGGACCGCUACGUGUCUCUGGCGCACGCCGCCUGGUGCCAGCGCUCGCGGCUGGCCCGCUGCCCGCUGGCCGUGUGCUGCUGCACGUGGGCGGCGUCGGCGGCCCUCAGCUCCCCCACCCUGGUGUUCAGGGACGUCGCUCACUUCCAGGACAAGGUCUACUGCUACAACAACUUCCCCGCGCCGUCGACCCACGUGGUCAUGGUGGCGGUCCGCACCACGGUGGGCUUCCUGCUGCCGUUCAGCGCCAUCGGCACCUCGGGGCUCCUCCUGGUGCUGAAGGUGCGGCGGUCCGACGGAGCCGUGCGCGUGUCCAGCUUCUCCAAAAUGGUGUCCGUGGUCAUCCUGGCGUUCUUCCUGUGCUGGGCGCCGUUCCACACCCUGAGUCUGAUGGAGCUGUUCGUCCACACCUCGCGGUCGGGGUUCCUGAGCGGGCUGCUCAGGAUGGGCUUCCCCCUGGCAACCAGCCUGGCCUUCUUCAACAGCUGCAUCAACCCCAUGCUCUACCUGUUCCUGCACAAGAAGGUGAGGAGCAUCCUGAAGAGGGCCUGCCUCGAGAUCACCAAGAACUCCAUCAGGGAGAUCAACCACUCCAUCUCUGCGUCCCAAACCUCCUUGGUGGAGGACCUGCCCCACAGUCUCACGGAGAUGCCCGUUGAUUCGUCUACGGUGACGUCGGAGGUCCCAGAACAUGCACAGUGAUGACAGGGUUGAGGAAGCUCUUUUUCUUUAGGUUCAGUUUGCUGGAUUGGUCACGCACCCGAUGGGACAUACCUUUAACUCUUUAAAUAGACCACUCUUAGAAUUCAAUUUAUUCGAGUUCUUAUAGAAUUAGUAUGGUUUAUACAAGUCUGGCACUCUAACACAGAUUAACCGAUGUGUCUGUCCUUUCUUUUGCAGUAAUUUGUAUUUUUUUUUUACUUAUUGUAGCCGCUGAUGUCUAUUUCGAGUUCUGUACUUCUAUGACUAAAGGAUUUAUUGAAAUAUGUAUUAAUAUAUAUAUAUAUAUAUAUAUAUAAAUAAAAUAUGUAUUUAAGUUUAUUACGACGUAUUUGUUCAAAUAGUAUCGAACAAACUAAUAUAACCUACAAAUCAUUUGUACAAAUCAUUUAUUAAAAAACUCAUUAAGACAAAGGACCUAAUUUAAAAAGAUUCACAAGCUGAAGUUUUUGGUUUAUAGCCCCUCAAAUAUGGUGCUAGGAUGUUUAAAUAAAUAUGCAUUUCCUGUGUGCCAAGCCUUGUUUCGGAGCCAUAUCCUGUUAUCCUUCUCUGGCCUUGGAACCUCACCCUGGUUGUGUGGGGGUCGAUUCUAACUGUUGUCACAGAUAGAACUGUGUGUCAAAGACACACAGUUCUGGUUAUAUGUAUAUAUAUUGGUUCUAUGUUCUAUCUGUACAUAUAAAGAGCCUUUGACAAUCAAUAAUUACAUUGGGAAACAUUUUUUUUAUUUUAUUUGAUUCUCUUCAAAUACUAAUCCUAUAACAUGCGUAACUUGUGAACUUAUAACUUUAUGAACUCACAUUUGAUUGCUACAGAAUAUGGAAAAAUAAAUAUAUUGGUAAAAAGCCUG
Molecule: messenger RNA, 2578 nt
Organism: Gadus macrocephalus (Pacific cod)
Lineage: Eukaryota; Metazoa; Chordata; Actinopteri; Gadiformes; Gadidae
Gene: cmklr2
Product: chemerin chemokine-like receptor 2
Exons: 2
Coding region: 628-1710 (360 amino acids)
Biological process (GO): positive regulation of cytosolic calcium ion concentration; inflammatory response; chemotaxis
Cellular component (GO): plasma membrane
Molecular function (GO): G protein-coupled receptor activity; complement receptor activity
Source: RefSeq, a predicted model, not a curated record